ACACAUAAAAGAGGUCUAAUUUUGGGAUUACACAACAGAGUGGACACUAGACAAAAAGUGUGAGUGGAGCCAUUGGCAGACACAUAAGAGGAGAAAUGGCUAAAUACUUGUUGGAUUAAGCCCACAUUUUAGCCCAUAAUUUUGCAACCCAUUAGACACAUAAAAGAGGUCUUUUGGGAUGAUGCUAUAGGGUUGACAAUACAUGAGAGUGGAGCCAAUCGCAAAAAAGGGGAAAGAAAACAAGGGAAAAUUUGGGGGGAUCCAUAGCUCCCUGGCUGCUCUGAGUAUUGCAUCCAAUCACCACGCCCAGAUAAUUGCGAGCUUAGAUAUUUUCACACAGCAUGGCAACUAUUCUGUCCGCUCUGGCUACCAUUGUGUGAUGAAUAUGCAGAGGGAUAUGGAUGUUCCUGGUAGCUCAUCUGUGGCUUUUGGUGGUAAUAAAAUAUGGGACCUCAAUAUUCCAGGUAAAAUAAAGUUUUUUACCUGGAGUGCCUAUUGUAAUGUGCUUCCCACUAAGGAAAAUCUGCAGAAGAAGCGUGUACAGUAUGGCAUGGCAGCCCUCUUAACCUUCGUGUAUCUGAGUUCCCUUUUAGUUCCUUUGCAGAUUUUUUUUGAUAUUAUGAGUACUAACUUAGAGAGGGAACAAUUGGAACUCUUAUGUACACUGAGUUGGAAGUUUUGGAAUGGUCGAAAUGAUGCUCAAUGGAACAGUAGAACGGUACAACCUCAGCAGAUCAUUGAGGGGACCAUGAAAUAUCUAGGGGAACAUAAGAGAGCACAAGAAUCACUGGGCAGAGGAUCUGCAGCGGUCCAACGACAUAGUGAGACAAGGUGGCAUCCGCCUGAUGAGGGGACCAUUAAAAUAAAUGUUGAUGGUGCCAUAGCGGAACAGCAUCGAGUGUUUGGCAUGGGCGCAGUGGCCCGCGAUCACCAUGGAGACGUCUUGGCAACCAUGGCCUGUCAAGGGAAGGAUGUGGUGGUUGCAGAGCUUGCUGAAGCACACAGUGUUCGGCAUGCGCUGCGGUGGGCUAACGAACUCAACCUGGGGAAAAUCAUCAUUGAGACAGAUUGUGCAAGUAUUGUCACUGCUCUUUUAUCUGAUAUUGCUUUGAACUCAGAAUUGGGCAAUAUCCUAUCUGACUGUAAAUCGAUGAUGGCGUCUUUCCCAUACUGCCACGUACAGCACACCCGUCGAACUGGAAAUGCUGUGGCUCAUGAACUGGCAAAGAGGGCACUACAAGCAGAGGGAAAUGAAUUUUUUCUCAAGGAAUAUUCCUCCCCGCCCCGUCCCUGUGACGGGGAUCCCCGCGAGACCCCGUGGGGAUUGGGGAAAUUGCCAUCCCUACGGGUCUUUGGAAAUGGUGGGAACCCUCGCCACAGUUUCGCUGAAAUUUGUAAGAAAGUAAGGGGAAGAAAAGCAAAAUCAACUAAGACACUAGCUGCAGCACUCCCAGCAGAACUCAGCCACCAAUUUUCACUAGCUGAGCUCAAAGCAGCCACUAACAACUUUGAUAACAGUUUGAUGACGGGUAAAGGUAGUUUUGGCUAUGUACACAGGGGGCUUAUUGAUGCCAAGGUUGUUGCUGUCAAAUGCCACAGUCAGUCUAAUUAUGAGUUCCAAGCCGAGCUGUUGGUGCGGCAGUCGAUGACCAAAAAAGGCGGAGAUAAGUUUCGAACUGAGAUGCAGUUGCUCUGCCAGCUACGCCACCAGAAUCUCAUCUCCCUUAUCGGGUUUUGUCAAGAGAAAGAUGAAAGGAUCCUUGUCUAUGAAUAUAUGACCCAUGGAUCAUUAUGCGAUCAUCUUCGUCCGAAUGCUCAUGACCCACUCCCAUGGAAGCAGAGGCUAGAGAUAUGCAUUGGAGCAGCGCGUGAAUUACAUUACCUUCAUUCAGGCGCCAACCAAGCUUGUCCCAGUAGCAGCUCAAAGCCGAAGGCUUCGACACAAACAAAAUCAGAGAUUGCAGGUACGUAUGGCUAUAUGGCUCCAGAGUAUCGCAUCAAUGGUGAACUCACAGAAAAAUGUGAUGUGUUUUCACUAGGUGUUGUUUUGUUUGAAGUAUUAUGUGGAAGAUUGGCAUAUGAGUUAAUAAGUUUGGACGAGAAUCUAGAGAAUCUAGUUCCUUUGUACUUUAAAAGGAUAGGAGCGGCUAGUAUUCAUGAUAUCAUCGAUCCACAUCUGAAAGGAAAGAUAGCACCAGUGUGUUGGACAGAAUUCGUGGGGAUCGCUUUCAGUUGUCUUCAUGCUGAGGCAAGUGAAAGACCUUCAAUGGGACAAGUAGAGGUGACACUAGAACUUGCCUUGGAGAAGCAGGAGAACGCCGACUCGGUUAUGAAGGGUGUCAAUCCUCACGGUGGCUAUGCUUGCGAAGAAAUAGCGUUUCAUGAAUUGGUUCCAGAUUGCAAAAGAAACCUUCUUGGGAACUGAAGCCGACGUGCUUGAACGAGCUAGAUGGCAGCUCUAAUGCUUAUUCAGACCAGGAGACAGAAUAUUGGAACUUGUCGGUUGGGGAAUGGAACUGGUCGGUUGGGGAGUGCUCGUUCAGUUCAUCUGAAGGAUUUGUAAGGUAUUGACUAUACUAUUCAAAUCAAAUUAAGGUUAAUUU
Molecule: messenger RNA, 2603 nt
Organism: Rubroshorea leprosula
Lineage: Eukaryota; Viridiplantae; Streptophyta; Magnoliopsida; Malvales; Dipterocarpaceae
Source: the annotation of a GenBank genome assembly